UUAUGAGUAUAUGUCAUGCAUUUAUAUAAUAGAUUUUAUGAUAUAUUCACAGAACGGUCUAAAUCACAUCGUAAACGCAAAAUGGAUCUAACAAUGUUCAACCAAAUAGCACAAAUAAAUGACCAUUUGUUUCUGAGCAGCGCAGGCGCAAUAAAGACUGACCGCAUUCGCUCUCUCGGAAUUACAAAUAUAGUGAACUGUACCAUGGAAAUACCUAAUCUAAAGUUACCUAGUGUAGAAUGUGUUCAAAUACAUGUUGAGGACACACCUAGUGCACGUUUAGGAAUGUAUUUUGAUAGAUGUGCUGAUAAAAUUCAUCAAGUUCACAAAAGUGGCGGGAAAAUUCUUGUGCAUUGUGUUGCAGGCGUUAGCCGCUCGGCUAGUUUAUGUAUGGCAUAUCUAAUGAAAUAUCAAAGAAUGACAUUAGACCAGUCAUACUACCACAUCAAGAAACGUAGACCAGUCAUCCACCCAAAUGUUGGCUUCUGGCGCCAACUUAUCGAAUUUGAACGCCGCCUCUUUGGCCGGAACACGGUGAAAAUGAUUCCAUCCGGCAUUGGACCGAUACCGGAAGUAUACAAGGAGGAAGUGAAAAAUAUGAGAAGAUGACCGUAAAAGCUGAAGUUUACAGAAGUACGGACUUUGAUAAGAUGGUCAAGAUAUUUGUAAGGUGAUGAUGACAGAAAAUCUCACGACUGAUGGUCAGGGAUGAAGAUACAGCAUCAAUGUCUAACAAUAAAAUAUUAAAGUGUGACCGUACACUUUAAGAAAAUUAACAUCAACAACUAAACUAAAUACGGAAAAGAAACAUCAUAACAAUUUAAAAUUAUAGACUAUAAGACAUUGAAAUAAAAAUGAAAUUCCAACUGUUAAUUUUAAAUUAUAAAUCAUAGGCAUAUGUGGACAUGUAAACAAAAUUAUAACUUACUGCCCAACGGCUUUUUACUCACGGUGUUUGAUAUUGUUACGUGUGUUAUUCUCUUUCGUUUGCUAUAAAAAUACUUUAAUAAAGAAAGAAAACUAACAUUUUUGAUGAUGUAUUUGAUUUGAGUAAAACUUUUGAGACAUAUUAAAUUUCACUAUCAAUAUGUUUAUAAUUGGACAGGAUAGAAGGAAAACUUUCAUUAACCAGCUAAAAUGACUUUAUAAAUCAAAUAUAAUGGAAACUAUUUAUGUCCUAUAAGCAGUGCUGCAUUGAACCCUGCUUAGUUCGCCCAGUUUUUUCAUUUAUUGUAUUGCAUAUCAGUUGGAAAUAUAUUUUGUAGAAUCAGAUAAAAAAUCAAAUAAGAAUGCAAUUAAAAGUGUAUGUUUUGUGCGUUCCCUUUGGCGUUAAUGUCUUCUGGCAAGUGAUUCUCAAAGUCGAUUUAAAAGAUUUCAGUCCGGUCUGCAAAUGUGUACUUUUUAUAUAAUUUCAAGAUUUAAUACUGCGUAAUUGGUUUUCUUACAAUUUACUGUAAUUCACUUCAAGUGAAGUUAUGUAACCAUUUCUUGUAAAAAUCGGUCGUUUCUUUGCACAUGAUAGCAAAUGUCACUUACAUGUAACUUUCAAAUUUACAUAUGUUUAACCAUAUCAAUUCUUACUUUUCCGGAAGCAAAAAUUGAGCCCAGCCUUUUGUCAAUAUCCGUGCAGUCUGACCAGGCUCUUCUAUACAGUUGGCUAACUUUUAAUUGUCAUCUUGUGAUAUCCUUAAAAUUGAUUACGGACAGAUCCCAAAAUGGGAGCUAAGGAAUACAGCGGGUUAACAUGGUUAAGGUUUAAAUUCAUCAGCGAAAAAUCGUUCAAACAAAUUUAUUUUAGAUAUAAAAGGUUUUAUUUUUCAAAAAGAAUUUGAAUAUUUUUGUAAAGCCAUUCAAUACAUGAAAACAUACUACAACAUUUUGUUUCAUUUUUAACAUAAAAUUUCUGAAUGAUUCAUUCGGUGUCUAAAAAUAUGGGUCCAGUUUCUUUACCAGUAUCAUAUAAAUAUAUAUAGAUGUUUCAAAGAGAUUUUUUUUCAAUGCACAUUAUGCUAACCACACAACAAUUUGAAUUCUGAAAAUAUGUUCCGUAACUGAACCAUGAUUAUUGUUAAUGUAAAGGAAUUGUUUCAUUUUUUGUAGGAUUUUGUGUAUAUAACUGAAUAUAAAGACUUUGUCAUUGUUAUUUAUUGGACAUUAUAUUUGCAAGCCUACUAAGUGAAUAGGGUUUCAAUGCUAAGACUUGUUUAUUAUGUUUAUGUUUAUUAUUGUUAUAAUCAUAUUAACUACAAUGACAAACUGUUAGUAAAAUGUACAUGUAAGCACUACAGUUUGUUACACACGUUAACUAAGUUGUUUGUUUUAAUAUUUAUUUAAUAUUUUGUGAUUAAAAGUUAUAACAA
Molecule: messenger RNA, 2360 nt
Organism: Ruditapes philippinarum (Manila clam)
Lineage: Eukaryota; Metazoa; Mollusca; Bivalvia; Venerida; Veneridae
Product: dual specificity protein phosphatase 14-like
Exons: 4
Coding region: 16-609 (197 amino acids)
Biological process (GO): protein dephosphorylation
Cellular component (GO): cytoplasm
Molecular function (GO): MAP kinase tyrosine/serine/threonine phosphatase activity
Source: RefSeq, a predicted model, not a curated record